AUGAGACCACUGGCCCGACAGUCUGCUGGCCGACUCGUCGACGACGCUCAAAGCAUCAGCAGCUUCAGCAGCAACGGUAGCGGUAGCAGCAGUAGCGGUCUUGGUCCACCUGUCAGCUCUUCCGAAACGUCACCCUCACGUCUCUACGACCCAUCGUCUUCCCAUCGGCGCUCCCCAUCUUCCUCGAAUAUGGCCCUCACAGCUACUAAAACGUCUCCACAGCUACGACUUCCCAGCUUUGCUGAGCUCAGCGAAAGGCUUAGCUAUCCAAGCCAGCAGGCGACUGCGAGCGUGCGACAGGAGCAAGCCAAUCCCCAUGAGCAUGGCCACUCUCCAAAAGGUACAAUGCCGGCACGGGUACCAGACCCACUGUAUCAGGACAGCUCGCCAUCUCGACGCCAGACGGUUUCUUCGAGGCCGACGACGACGCAUUCGUACGAUGAGAAUUACCACCGUCGAGCAAGCGACGUUCAUCGACCUCCGCCGCCAAGGUACGAUGUCGUCGAAGCUGUCAAGUCCUUUGGACCUUCGUCGUAUCCGACGCCUCCUCGCCAGUCUCCAGAGCCGCGAAGGCCAAGUGCAACUGGACUGACGGCUUCGUGGCUACCAGUUGAUGACCCCGGUCGCUCCUCGCUGCGAUCAGGUCGGGUCAUCGGCGGUGCUGGUGGUCCCCUGCAAGCUCGUCGAGCUACGCUGUCUGGAACCGAAGGGACACCUCCGCAGCACGGCAACUACAGCUGGUACCCUCAACAGCCUUCGCCUGGAUGGGAAUCAGCUGGUCCUGGGCCUGGACCUGGACCUGGACCUGGACCAAUCACCUCGGCGUCAUCGUCGUCUGCUCGAUACCACCCCUUUGCGCGAGAUGGUUCCGUAUCACCUGACUAUCCUCGCUCUGCUGGUCCUCAUCACGAUUACUUCAACGGCGCCGUGGCGUCCAACGUGACCUCGUCGACGACGUCGUCCCCUGCUUCAUCGAUGUCCCGUCGCCGUGGUAAGCUACCCAAGGACGUCACGGAGCUGCUUCGCUCCUGGCUCAUGGAGCACGCCAACCAUCCCUAUCCAAAUGAGGACGAGAAGCGACGCCUUUGUAGUCUGACUGGUCUGUCCAUCAGUCAAGUGUCCAAUUGGUUCAUCAAUGCACGACGACGUAUCCUGGUUCCGCAGCUACAGACGGCCGCUGCUGAGCAGCAAGCACGUGCCGUCGCUCAUCACCAUCAGCAGCAGCAGCAGCAGCACCACUACCACCACCACCACGCAGCCCCAUCGUCACAUCAUAAUGCAGGCCACUACCAUCAGCUCUCGGUCGGCACUUCGCCGGGCGCGACUACGCCGAUCAAUGGCGCCCCUGGCAUGGUGACUACGCCUGGCUCACACGGCAGUCACAGUGGCAGCAUCGACCAUGACGACUACUUCCCGCCGCAUCGCGCCUACCAGCGCCAAGCGCCGCCGCCACCUGCAUCGUCGUCGCGGGGACCACCAGCGCAUUAUCAGCAGCAACCGCCUGCGCCCCACCACCAGUACUAUCAGCACCCAGACUAUUCCACCGGUCGACGUUAG
Messenger RNA from Jaminaea rosea, 1557 nucleotides. RefSeq lists its product as hypothetical. The transcript has 2 exons. Bases 1 to 1557 code for a protein of 518 amino acids. The record is from RefSeq and is a predicted model, not a curated record. Gene Ontology annotation, molecular function: DNA-binding transcription factor activity, RNA polymerase II-specific; RNA polymerase II cis-regulatory region sequence-specific DNA binding. Gene Ontology annotation, biological process: regulation of transcription by RNA polymerase II. Lineage: Eukaryota; Fungi; Basidiomycota; Exobasidiomycetes; Microstromatales.